GUUGUGCGAUAUCCUUCCGCCGACCGGGAGCGCGCGGCCUUUCCCUCGCGACGCAACACGAGCGAGCGAUGCGAACGGGCGGCGGCAAAGCGGUCUCAGCUCACCACUACCAACACCCAGACGACCAGCGCCUGCAGCAGCAAAAGCAGCAGCAAAAGCAGGAAAGCGACUUUUAAGAGAUAUUUUCCCUAACAUUCCACGACCAAAACCGGGAACCGCCUCUUCACUGAGCUGCUCGAGUCAGUCAGUCUAAGCCAAACUCUCGUCGGGCGCGCUAUCGGCUGCCGGACGCCGGUGGACUGACGGAAUGGAGCUCAUCACAAUCCUCGAGAAAACCAUCUCUCCAGAUCGGAAUGAACUGGAGGCGGCGCAGAAGUUUCUGGAGCAGGCGGCCAUAGAGAACCUGCCGACCUUCCUGGUAGAGUUGUCCAAAGUGUUGGCCAACCCUGGCAACACUCAGGUGGCGCGUGUAGCGGCGGGCCUGCAAGUGAAGAACUCUCUGACCUCAAAAGAUCCAGAUGUCAAAGCUCAGUACCAGCAAAGAUGGCUGGCCGUGGAUGCAAAUGCUCGCUGCCAGAUUAAAAACUACGUUCUGCAGACGUUGGGCACGGAGACAUACCGUCCCAGCUCGGCGUCGCAGUGUGUAGCUGGCAUUGCCUGCGCAGAGAUUCCCGUUCACCAGUGGCCUGAGCUCAUCCCCCAGCUGGUCGCCAACGUGACGGGCCCGUCCAGCACCGAGCACAUGAAGGAGUCCACCCUGGAGGCCAUUGGCUACAUCUGCCAGGACAUUGAUCCCGAGCAGCUUCAGGAAAAUGGCAACCAGAUCCUGACAGCCAUCAUCCAGGGCAUGAGGAAGGAGGAGCCCAGCAACAACGUCAAACUGGCUGCCACCAACGCGCUCCUCAACUCGCUGGAGUUCACCAAAUCCAACUUUGACAAGGAGACUGAGAGGCACGUCAUCAUGCAGGUGGUCUGCGAGGCCACGCAGUGUCCAGACACCCGAGUGCGGGUGGCGGCCCUUCAGAACUUGGUCAAGAUCAUGUCUUUGUACUACCAGUACAUGGAGGCCUACAUGGGCCCGGCUCUGUUUGCAAUCACCAUCGAGGCCAUGAAGAGCGAGAUUGACGAGGUGGCGCUCCAGGGCAUCGAGUUCUGGUCCAACGUUUGCGACGAGGAGAUGGACCUUGCCAUUGAGGCGUCUGAGGCGUCGGAGCAGGGUCGCCCUCCAGAACACACAUCGAAGUUCUACGCCAAGGGAGCGCUGCAGUACCUGGUCCCAAUCCUGACGCAAACCCUCAUCAAGCAGGACGAGAACGACGACGACGACGACUGGAACCCGUGCAAGGCAGCGGGUGUUUGCCUCAUGCUGCUAUCCACGUGCUGUGAGGACGACGUGGUGCCGCACAUCUUGCCCUUCAUCAAAGAGCACAUCAAACACCCAGACUGGCGCUACCGCGACGCCUCCGUCAUGGCCUUUGGCUCCAUCCUGGAAGGACCUGAGCCCAACCAGCUCAAACCGCUGGUUAUCCAGGCGAUGCCGACGCUGAUCGAGCUGAUGAAGGACCCCGGCGUGGUUGUGAGGGACACCACGGCGUGGACAGUGGGUCGCAUCUGCGAGCUGCUGCCCGAGGCGGUCAUCAAUGAAGUCUACCUUGCGCCGCUGCUGCAGUGCCUGAUUGAGGGCCUGGGGGCCGAGCCACGGGUGGCCAACAACGUGUGCUGGGCCUUCUCGUCUCUGGCGGAGGCGGCGUACGAGGCCACGGAAGCAGCCGAGGACCAGGAGGAGCCCAGCACCUACUGCCUGUCACCCUCCUUUGAGCUCAUCGUCCAGAAGCUGUUGGAGACCACCGACAGACCCGACGGCCAUCAGAACAACCUGCGCUCGGCUGCCUACGAGGCGCUGAUGGAGAUUGUGAAGAACAGUGCCAAAGACUGUUACCCCGCUGUUCAGAAGACCACCCUGGUCAUCAUGGAGCGGCUGCAGCAGGUCUUGCAGAUGGAGUCGCACAUUCAGAGCACCUCUGACAGAAUCCAGUUCAACGACCUACAGUCGCUCUUGUGUGCCACGCUUCAGAACGUUUUGCGGAAGGUGCAGCAUCAAGACGCCCUUCAGAUCUCAGACGUGGUGAUGGCCUCGCUGCUCCGGAUGUUCCAGAGCACGGCUGGUUCCGGAGGUGUGCAGCAGGAGGCCCUCAUGGCCGUGUCCACCUUGGUUGAAGUUCUGGGCGCAGAAUUCCAGAAGUACAUGGAGGCCUUUAAGCCAUUCCUCACCAUUGGCCUCAAGAAUUACGCAGAGUACCAGGUGUGCCUGGCCACCGUGGGCUUGGUGAGCGACCUGUGCCGAUCACUGUCGACCAAUAUCCUGAUCUAUUGCGACGAGAUCAUGCAGCUCCUUCUGGAGAACCUUGGGAACGAGAACGUCCAUCGGUCGGUGAAGCCGCAGAUUCUGUCUGUGUUUGGCGACAUCGCCAUGGCCAUCGGGGGCGAGUUCAAGAAGUACCUGGAGAUCGUGCUGGACACGCUGCAGCAGGCCUCGCAGGCCCAAGUGGACAAGACAGACUACGACAUGGUAGACUACUUGAACAAUCUGCGCGAGGGCUGCCUGGAGGCGUACACGGGCAUCAUUCAGGGUCUGAAGGGCGACCAGGAGAACGUCCAUCCGGACGUGAUGCUGGUGCAGCCUCGCGUGGAGUUCAUCCUGUCAUUCAUCCAUCACAUUGCCGAGGACGACGACCACUCCGACGUGGUCGUGGCCAAUGCCGCCGGACUCAUCGGCGACCUGUGCACGGCGUUUGGCAAAGAUGUGAUGAAGCUGGUGGAAGCUCGGCCGCUCAUCAACGACCUGCUGACGGAAGGACGGCGUUCCAAAACCAACCGGACCAAAAUGUUAGCCACCUGGGCCACCAAGGAACUGCGCAAGCUCAAGAGCCAGGCCUGAUGAGUUCAGCGUGACGGGUUAGCGGCACGUGUGCGUUGGACGUCUGGAUGGACGUUGGGGACGAGACAGACGACGUCGUCUGCCUGGCGACGCCUCAACUUGAUUCACGUAAGAUGAUGAUGAUGACGACGACGACGACGAUGAUGACUAUGACAAUAAUGAGUGUCUGCGUAUGAGAGACGAUGACAUCACCACCUUGCGGUCUGCCGGGGCCCUCCUUUCCUCUUCUUCUUGCCCACCCACCCUGACAGCCUGUGGACAACUCUUCUCCCUUAAAUAAAAGCCCCGUCCACCUCUCGCCUCCCGGUUGCAUUGCUGUGAUGACCCUGCCGGCGGGGGAGGGGCUAAAAUCAGACUUUUAGUUGCUUUGGCGCACCAGAACGCCACAGACGGACAACAGAGCCACCCCUGCCCCCGUCAGUCGGCCCGCGGCCAACUCGGCACGAAGUAUUUUCACAUUAAAAGCACUUGAGGGGCGAGUGCCAAAGGAAGCGGCUGCGCUUGGUUUGGCUUUUGGGUCACAUUUCUGCUCGAGAAUUGAAGACGUUUGUUAAAUCUUCUAUUUUUCCAUUCUGAAAACAGAAAACAAUAAAAUCAUCUGAAACAUUCCCUAA
This is a messenger RNA of Syngnathus typhle (broad-nosed pipefish), 3552 nucleotides long. RefSeq names its product karyopherin (importin) beta 1 (gene kpnb1). NCBI's taxonomy places the organism in Eukaryota, Metazoa, Chordata, Actinopteri, Syngnathiformes, Syngnathidae. Bases 308 to 2938 code for a protein of 876 amino acids. Gene Ontology annotation, biological process: protein import into nucleus. Gene Ontology annotation, cellular component: cytoplasm; nucleus. The transcript has 22 exons. The record is from RefSeq and is a predicted model, not a curated record. Gene Ontology annotation, molecular function: nuclear import signal receptor activity; small GTPase binding.